Clonostachys byssicola is the source of this 297-nucleotide messenger RNA. The record is from the annotation of a GenBank genome assembly. NCBI's taxonomy places the organism in Eukaryota, Fungi, Ascomycota, Sordariomycetes, Hypocreales, Bionectriaceae.
AUGCACUCGUGUGCCGGCGGCCAGCGUGCUUUGAUCUAUGAAGAGGCAUUGCAAGUCCUUCCUUUCAAGUUAGUCUCUGUGACUUAUCUGCGAUCGAGCACAUCACGGCCCAUCAUGAUACCGACAGUGGACGACCCAACAAAUGGUGCUCACCACCUGACCCUCAUAUGUCUCGAGGCUUUCGAUCCCGCAAGGACUGCAUUCGACGAGCCGAUACUCCAGCGUCUAGUUGUCCGGACCGUCUACCUCCCGUUCCUCAGUUACCUUGCCUUCGAGAUUCUUGGAGGUUGGAAAUAA